UUCUCGCCGGAACUAUGGUACAGGUCGCAUUGCGCGGUCGAGUCAAGUGGGGCGCAACGACGCAGUAAUGCGGCAACUGCGGGAACGGGGAUGGUCGUCCACCCUGCAAGUCUGCAGCCCGAAGGCCACGUGGAGCGCGUAGAGCAGGAAGCAGCCUGGGAGGGAGUCGCAACAGCGAGGACGCAGGAGCGAUGAGGUCAGAGGCAAGCUCCGAGCAGGACAGCGGGACUUGGGUCUGACGCCAGUGCUCCUGAAGGAUAGACACGAAAUUCCCCCGACCGAUUUUGCUUCCCGACGAUUUUGUUCCUCGAUUUCCUGCACGGAGACCUUGGACUUCGGACAGCGUCCGAAUCCGGUGUUGUUGUUGUUGUUGCUGUUGUUGUUCUGGGGCUUACGAUUCUCGUGUCGGAGGGGAGAAGUAGGCGCAAGCAAGCGAGUUUCGGUGCCGAGGAGACGAUCGUGCGUAUCUCGGUGUGCCUCGGAGUGACGAGAGUUGAACGACUGUCGGUGUUGGCAAUUCGGACGGGCUGGUUUUCGAUCGAGGUGUUGCCGAAGUGCCGACCGACACCGCGAGAGCGAGAGAGCGUAAGCGAAAGAGAUCGAGGAAUCGAGGUCGUGGAUUGAGGGGUUUGUGUAAAUUGAGCGAAGGGGCGUACCGAUAGGUUUGUGAGCCAUGGGGAAUGCGGAGAAGUUGCUGGAGCAGGUCAUGGAGCUGAAGAUGACGUCGAAGACAUUGGCUCGGCAGGCUAGAAAAUGUGAAAAAGAGGAAAAGUCCGAGAAGCUCAAGGUGAAGAGGGCUAUCGAGAAAGGGAACAUGGACGGAGCGAGGAUAUAUGCUCAAAACGCCAUCCGGAAGCGCACGGAGCAGCUGAAUUAUCUGAGAUUGUCAUCGCGUCUUGAUGCCGUUGUGUCGCGGUUGGAUACACAGUCGAAGAUGAUGGUUAUAAAUAAGUCGAUGAGCUCCAUCGUCAAAGCAUUGGAUUCUGCUCUCGCAACCAAUAACCUAGAAAAGAUGUCGAUGACCAUGGACCAAUUCGAGCAGCAGUUUGUGAAUAUGGAAGUACAGUCACAGUUUAUCGAGACUGCUAUGGCCGGCAGUACCUCCCUCUCCACACCAGAGGAUGAAGUUAAUUCUCUCAUGCAACAGGUUGCCGAUGAUUACGGUCUGGAAGUUUCUGUCGGCUUGCCCCAGGCUGCAGAUCAUGCCGUUGCCGCUGCCCCAGAGCCUGAACUAUCACAAGAGGACGAUUUGAGCCGCCGUUUAGCUGAACUAAAGAGUCGAGGCUAAACGUGUUCCACUUGGCCGAUUUCCGGAGAAAAGGGUUUCAUGAUGAAAGUGGGGAGAAAUCAAUGUUCUGUUCAGGGGUUUCCGCCAUACACUCCUGUUGAUCGGGGGAGCGAAUUUUUUGAAUUUUCCGGUGGUACAGGAAGCCAAGUGAAGUAGGUAGUUUUGAUCGAAGGAUCUGCCUGAAACCCCGUUUCCCAACCUAACGAAUACUCUUUGACAGGGAGAUAUAAUGGGACGGCGAGGAUGCCCAAUCAAACAUGUCUCCUCUGUAGCCCGAUCAAGGGUUGACCAAGGGGUAUUCCGCUUUGGUCGACACACAUCCUGGUCUGUACACCAGGAAAGCUUGAUGAGGUUUCCACUUGCUUCAAAAAAGGUGGGAACUUUUUUUCUCAGUUUAGUCUUCCAUCGGAUUGUCUUUGAUUCUAGUAUGCUGGAUAUGUAUUUUGACUUCAAAUUCCAGCAGGACCAUGAUGUAGGCAAGCUUGUGGUAGAAACGCAGCCAGGUCAUUUACAAGAAAAUGUUGAUGUCUUUAUACUUUUUCUUUGCUCUCGAUUUUUGGUAAAGAAUCUCUUUUACCCCCUAAUCUUCAACACCAUUCCACUCUAAUUUUUUUCCGAAAGGAGGUCUCACCUACGCACUCUCUCCUGUAGCCUUUGAGUGAGCUUGCUGGUGGUUGUAGCAUAAGAAUCCUACACCUGAUCGGGCCAGGACCCUAUAUCUUGAUUUGUACUGUACAUCGGCUAAUUUACCAUCAAAUGGAGAAGGAAUGUGAUAUGUUUUACUCUUCUUUCCACAUUUGACGCAUUUCGUUAGUCUGUUUGGGUUAUGCUGGCUAUAGAAGAGCGUAAAAUGUGUGUUGUAAAAGCUCCAAAUUUUUUUAAAAAAUAUCUGCUCUUUCACCAGAUGGUGACAGUGCUGGACAGAGAAAGUGGGUG
This is a messenger RNA of Marchantia polymorpha subsp. ruderalis, 2224 nucleotides long. Lineage: Eukaryota; Viridiplantae; Streptophyta; Marchantiopsida; Marchantiales; Marchantiaceae. The record is from the annotation of a GenBank genome assembly.